Messenger RNA from Enhydra lutris kenyoni (northern sea otter), 2037 nucleotides. Its product is annotated as thiamine transporter 2-like. Gene Ontology annotation, cellular component: plasma membrane. The record is from RefSeq and is a predicted model, not a curated record. Lineage: Eukaryota; Metazoa; Chordata; Mammalia; Carnivora; Mustelidae. Bases 1 to 1476 code for a protein of 491 amino acids. Gene Ontology annotation, molecular function: thiamine transmembrane transporter activity. The transcript is spliced from 5 exons. Gene Ontology annotation, biological process: vitamin transport; transmembrane transport.
AUGAAUUGUUGCCGGACAUCACCAAGCAAUUCCUGGGUUUUCCCCACAGUAAACCUCUGCUGCUUUGGAUUUUUCUCAAUGAUGAAACCAUCAGAACCAUUUGUCGUACCUUAUUUAGCAGGACCAGAUAAAAAUAUAAGCCUCAGUGUGAUCACAAAUGAGAUCUUCCCAAUCUGGACAUACUCUUACCUGGUGCUGCUGCUCCCUGUGUUCGUCCUGACCGAUUAUGUCCGCUACAAACCAGUCAUCAUCCUGCAAGGAGUCAGCUUCAUCAUCACCUGGCUGUUUCUUGUAUUUGGCCAAGGAUUAAGAGCCAUGCAGGUGCUAGAGUUCUUCUAUGGGAUGGUCUCCGCCACCGAGGUGGCGUACUAUGCCUACAUUUACAGCGUUGUCAGCCCCGAGCACUACCAGAAAGUGAGCGGCUACUGCAGAAGCAUCACGCUGGUGGCCUACACAGCGGCCUCAGUGCUGGCCCAGCUCCUGGUGUCCCUGGCCAGACUCUCGUACUUUUACCUCAACGUCAUAUCCUUGGCCUCCGUCUCUGUGGCCUUUCUUUUCUCACUUCUCCUACCAAUGCCUAAAAAGAGCAUGUUUUUUCAUGCAAAACCCAGCACAGGAGCUUCUCCAAAACCAAGAGGAAGAGAUGCUUUCUUAGAGGAACCUCAAAAGGGUCACAAACCAGUCUACCAAGAAAUAUUCACCUUUUCAAGGAAUCUGGAUGAUGGUUCGUUAAGCACUCCAAAGCCGGAAAACGUAACUUUGACGGUUUUUGUGCAGUGGUUCCAAGAUCUGAAGGAGUGCUACUCCUCAGAGCAACUUUUUUACUGGUCCCUGUGGUGGGCCUUCUCCACAGCAGGUUUUAACCAGGUUUUGAACUAUGUUCAAAUCCUGUGGGAUUACAAGGCACCGUCCCAGAGUUCUACAAUCUAUAAUGGAGCAGUAGAAGCCCUUGCAACCUUUGGAGGGGCUCUGGCAGCCUUCACAGCAGGCUGUGUAAAAGUCAACUGGGAUCUCCUGGGAGAGAUGGCCCUGGCAAUGUUCUCAGCAGUGGAUGCAGGUUCUCUACUUCUCAUGCAUUACACAAAUAAUAUUUGGGUGUGCUACGCUGGUUUCGUGAUAUUCAAGUCAAGUUACAUGUUUCUCAUAACGAUAGCAGCAUUUCAGGUUGCUGUUAAUCUCAGUGUGGAACGCUAUGCCCUGGUGUUCGGAAUCAACACCUUCAUUGCCCUGGUGAUCCAGACUGUCAUGACUGUAACUGUGGUUGACAACCAGGGACUGGGGCUUCCGGUCAGCAUCCAGUUUUUAAUUUAUGGGAGUUAUUUUUCUAUUAUUGCUGGAAUUUUCCUGAUGAGAAGCAUUUACAUAAUCUGUUCAGUCAAAUGCGGAAAGGAAAAAUGUAGGUCUACUGCUACUGGUCAGAAUCCAAGUGAACCGGAGAACUCCAUGUCUGGUAUGAACACAGUAACACAGUUUUAGCCUGGUCCAUCCUAACAUGGACUCAAAGGGAGGACAACUCUGAAAAUAUAUGGUGCUAUACUACGUGACAUUUUAAUUUUUUGUCCUAGAUUAAGAUACCAUAAAAGACAGGAUUAUCAUCAACCUUAUCAACACCACAUCAAAAUCUCUGCUAUGGGCUGGUGAACUGGAUACAACCAAAAACUGUAGUCAGCCAAGUUGAAACCAGCCAUCUUCAUGGACUUGAUGAGCAACUAGGACCCUAAAUACAGUUUUAAUACUUUCAAAUCCACCCCAAAAGAACAUGGAAAUCAGACAAAUGGGACCAUGCAAGAACAGAAACAUGAAAUAUCACAGAGUGAAUGAUGUAUACUGGCUUUUUGUGCCCAACUUCAUAAAAGUGUGAUUUGUUUUGGUUUGAAUAGUAGAUUAAAAAGUUUCUCAUGCAGGCCUGAUGCAUAGUAAAUGAUCUACAUGUGAUAACCAUUAUGAUUAUACUCAUACUAUAUACUAUGAAAAAAGUUAGAAUGGGGGAAAUCAUUUAAUUCCUAUAAAAUUGGGCCAAAAAAAUAAGGAAAAAAA